AUUGUAAUAUUAUCUUCACGGCGUUAACGUAAGCUACGCCUCUUUGGAUGUCCUUCAUUUGCAAUUAAUGAGUCAACAUGGCAAAUGAGGAAGUAGUUUCAUAUAGGAAAAUCGGCAGUCAAAAGUUGCCUUAUUUUCUUGGUGACAACUUGUUUACAAAAGGAAAAUCGGAGACUGUCGACCUGAACGCCGAGGCCACCCCCAUUGCUGUGGACAUAUCUGAUGCUCUAAGCGAAAGAGAUAAAGUGAAAUUUACUGUACACACAAAAACUAGUUUACAAGAGUUUCAAAAGCCAGAAGUUUCAGUUGUUAGGCAACAUGAAGAAUUUAUUUGGCUGCACGAUAUGUUUGAAAGCGCUGAGGAAUACGCAGGAAUAAUUAUACCUCCGCCUCCUCCAAAGCCGGACUUUGAUGCUUCAAGGGAAAAAUUGCAAAAAUUAGGAGAAGGUGAAGGAACACUUACAAAAGACGAAUUCCAAAAGAUGAAAAAAGAAUUAGAAGCGGAAUAUUUAGCCACCUUUAAAAAGACUGUAGCAAUGCAUGAAGUAUUCUUACAAAGAAUAGCUGCCCACCCAUUCUUAAGAAAAGAUGUUAAAUUUAGAGUUUUCUUGGAGUACGAAUCGGAUCUAAACGUUAGAGGAAAAAAUAAGAAAGAGAAACUAGGAGGCUAUUUUAAAACCGCAGUUCAAUCUGUUGACGAAGUACUCCUCUCAAAUCAAAAAGAUGUUGAUGAGUUCUUUGAAAAACAACGAAAGUUCUUAGUCACCUACUACCUUAGAAUAAAAGGCGCCACACUGUCUGCUGAUCAAACGACAAAGUGCCAUAAGAACGUAUCAGAUAGCUAUCUUAAAGCAUCGUCCAAUUUAUCCGAACUAUCUAAUGCAGAGAAUACCGACAUUGAAGCAUUACUACAUUGUUUAGCCGAAUGUUUUGAAAAAAUUAGGGAACUGGAAAGCCGGGUAGCGUCCGAUGAAGACUUGAAAUUAUCCGAUACAUUCCGUUAUUAUUUGGGUGAUUCGGCAGCGGCUAAACAUUUACUUUAUAGACGUUCUAAAGCUCUGGCUACGUACGAAAAUGCGAAUAAAGCACUGGACAAAGCAAGAAGUAAGAAUAAAGAUGUUUACAUCACCGAGAAGCAACAGCAAGAAGCAUGCGAAAGAUUUGAAAAAUUAUCCGAAACAGCAAGAGAGGAACUCGAUGACUUUAAGAAGAGACGCAUAAAACACUUUAAAAAGAAUCUUACAGACUUAGCUGAAAUGGAGAUAAAGCACGCCAAGGCUCAGACUGCUCUGUUGCAAUCAACAAUCGAACAGUUAAAAGGAAGCUUGUAAUAAAUUCAUAUAGAUGAAAAUAUUGUUUUGUCCACUAUACUUAUACUUGCUAAAUUACUCGUUUCGUGUUAAAAUGAAAGUUGGACGAAAUUCUAGCCUAAUUUGCUUGCUCGUUUUACAAGACUGUGAUGAUCUGAUCGGAAACAAAAUUUGGAACGUUCGAACAUUGUUAAGGGUUUAUCCAGACCCUCAUUUUGUAUAAAAAAAUAUUAAUAAUAAAUAUAAUAAUAAUAAUAAAAUUGCUUUAAAAAAUA
Messenger RNA from Dimorphilus gyrociliatus, 1585 nucleotides. Lineage: Eukaryota; Metazoa; Annelida; Polychaeta; Dinophilidae. The record is from the annotation of a GenBank genome assembly.